AAUAUAUUACAUUACCUCAACUUGCAUACUGAUAGACGCCAAUCAAGGUAAAAUUGAUCAAUAUCAGGAGAUCAGGAGAGUCAGAUCAGAUAUCACUUGAUCAAUAAGUAGGUAAGGAAUUAUUGUCACCAUCGGAAGUGUGUGUUAGUGUGUAAAACCAGAUUUUCUUCCAAGAUUUUCUUCCGACGGGUUUCUCAGAUUCAGUCCAAUUACAUACUACUUUUGUGCAUAUCUGUUUUUCGUUUCUAGUAACGGCAGUAUUUUAAUAACUCAGUUCUAAAUUGAUUGAAUUGAUUAGUGUGGUGGCAAGAGUGACUCUUGCGUGCACCUCCGACCUUGUGGACAACAACCGUCUUCUGGUUGAACAAUAAUUAAUGUGCGUCUUCUUUAAAGAACUAAAAUAGAAUACUAAACUUGUAUGUAUGGGCAUGGUUGUUGACACUGACAUUGGAUUUCGUUCGUGAAAACUUAGUGAAAGUAUUUACGGGCGAGAUAAUAAUGGAGACCGGAACUAAGAAAAGCGUGCCACGGUAUCAUUAUUAUUCCCAAUAAUAACUUUCACCACCGGAUUCUUUUCUGGAAAACCCUCAAGUAUCAAAAAUUAAAAUGUUGCAAAAGUAUAUGUUGAUGCUACUAUCAACCCCCUUCAUUCUGACAGUAGUAAUUGGUUCUGAUGGUAAUUAUGGGAUUUUUCCACCAUCAUGCCACAAGUCAUUUCCACAACCAGAAGGACUCAUAACUUCCCCAGGAUAUCCUGAAAAAUACCCUGCCUCCGUUAUCUGCAAGUACGACAUUCUUCGGCAUGAGGAUAGCUGCGGGGUGAGGGUGACAUUUGAAGAUUUCGAGUUGGAAAACUGGGACAAGGAUGGCUUUUGUAAGACGGAUUGGCUCUCCGUCGACUCGUGUGUUCCCGAAGGGGGCAAUCGAUUUUGUGGAAAAAUCUCACCCACAACCUAUGAAUACGCUUUUCAAAAUGAGGCUGAAUACUUUCGAUUCGUCUUCCGAUCUGACAAUUCCACGCAGAUGAAAGGAUUCCAGAUACGGUACAAAUUAUUGUCCGAUUGUCGUCACGGGCUGUAUUGGAUACCUCCGAUCUCCAUUAUUCCAGACGUUGUACCAUUUGAGACACAGUGUUUCACUCAAGUUACUGAAAGUAAGGGGACAAUUAACACACCCUUCUUUCCAAGACAUUACCCCAACAACAUGGACUGCGUUUACGAGUUUUUAAGGGAAUCGCCAUUCGUUUGUGGGAUCAGGAUGCGCGUUUUGACAUUUGACCUUGAGGAAUCAAUUGAUACCGAUUUGGGGGGAGCGUGUUCAGACUUUUUCCAUUUGGUGGGAGGCUGCGGCUUCAUGUGUGGAAGUGUCAGAUUCAUUUGGACAGCUAAAUACCAACCGGGUGCAUCCAGUAUGAAAUUUCACUUUCAUUCAGACGAAGAAAGAACUAGGACUGGGUUUCAAAUAGCCUUUGAACAAAUAUACUCUUGCUAUUAAACAGUAAUAAUGUGUAUUCGUAUUGCUGAAUUUCAAAUGCUAAUAUAAAAUAUUUUAUUCAAUCUUUUUUAAAGGAAUAUGUAACAACAUAAUAAUAAUUCACAACAGUUAGAGCUGCUCGAUCAAUUUAGACAUUUUUGGAAAGAUUAUAUAAAUACUUGCGUAUUUUAAAACAAAUAUAGAAGAAUAUAUCAAUAAAAUAAUUGGGCGAUUGAUUGAUUAGGUGAUUAGUUGAUUAAUUGCCUUCAGUUUCAGCCUUUUCGGUUUUCUUGUGCGUGACUUGCUUGCCACUUUUUUUGAGCAUCUCGGUGAUUUCCUCAGAGUCUUU
Molecule: messenger RNA, 1822 nt
Organism: Folsomia candida
Lineage: Eukaryota; Metazoa; Arthropoda; Collembola; Entomobryomorpha; Isotomidae
Product: neuropilin-1
Exons: 8
Coding region: 607-1494 (295 amino acids)
Molecular function (GO): serine-type endopeptidase activity
Source: RefSeq, a predicted model, not a curated record